Messenger RNA from Guillardia theta CCMP2712, 760 nucleotides. RefSeq lists its product as hypothetical. The transcript has 7 exons. The record is from RefSeq and is a predicted model, not a curated record. Gene Ontology annotation, molecular function: protein binding. Bases 242 to 718 code for a protein of 158 amino acids. NCBI's taxonomy places the organism in Eukaryota, Cryptophyceae, Pyrenomonadales, Geminigeraceae.
GUUCACUUGGGAAGGACGAACGCUGAAGCUCAUCGGACAUCGCAAGGACCCAGCGUUGCUGAAGGACCACAAGAGCGGAGAAGUUCUGUGGGAGUUUGACAGCAGUACCAAGUUCUUCUUCCCCUGGGCACGGGAGCACUUCAACGUGCAGGUCAACAGCCAGAGGGUUCAGAUCAUCUCUAAGAUCAGCGGGCAAGUGAUCGGCAACUGCCUCAAGAAAGACGCGGAGAUCGGCGACGCCAUGAUCAUGCAGUCAGUGUCCAAGGAGAUGGUUCCCCUGGUGCAGAAACUCGGGUUGCAAGCUCACAUGAGAAAGGACAUCAUCCUUGUCCAGGUGGUUCGCGAUUUCUCUGAGGACCUGGUGAGCAAUGGGGAGGAGGGGAAGUCUUCUCAACUUCGAGCCUCGUCCGGGGACAUCCUUGUUGUCCUCAGGCUGGGGCACCAGGGCUGGAACUUCGGCAAGGUCGUUAUGGAUAGAUCGGGGACGAGGUACUUUCAGAAGGACCUCAACACUGGCUGGGGAGCCGAAGGAUGGUUCCCGUCCUCAUAUGCAGCCUCCGUCCACGAGAUUCAUCAUUGGAGGUCCAAGAACGUCCGAGUACAGCAGGACGUGCAUGGAGAGAAGACAACAGUCACUGAGCUGCCCUCAGGCGAUGUGCUGUACAGGGGGCCCAAGGAACCGUGCGUCGUCCACUGGUUUGCCCCCACCUCCUCUUAGCAGUUUUCCCAAGUCUUGUCAUAAUAAAACUGAUAGACCUGC